AUGUCUGGUUUGAAUAAUUCUUCUUAUGGGCCCACAUUUUCCUUCAUUGGUAUUCCUGGUCUGGAGGCUGCACAUAUGUGGAUCUCUAUCCCCUUCUGCCUCCUGUACAUGGUGGCACUUGGGGGCAACAUUCUCCUUCUCCUGCUAGUCAGAGUAGAGCCAAAUCUACACGAACCCCAGUUCUACUUUUUGGCCGUGCUGGCCCUCACUGACUUGGGCCUUUCACUAUCCACGAUGCCUAGUGUCCUGGCUAUCUUCUGGUUUGAUGUCCACGAUGUUGGCCUGGAUGCCUGUCUGACCCAGAUGUUCUUCAUUCACACCCUUUCUUCAGUAGAAUCAGGUGUGCUGGUGGCCAUGGCCUUUGAUCGCCUGGUGGCUAUCUGUGCUCCACUGAGCUAUACCAGGAUCCUGACCCACUACACUGUUGCCUUCCUCAGUGGGGCGGCCCUCCUACGAGGAGCCACUCUAUUGGCCCCUCUGCCGUUUUUCCUCAGGACGGUUCCUUUCUGUGGGGCCAAUAUCCUCUCACACUCUUACUGCUACUACUCAGAUAUGCUGAACUUGGCCUGUGGGGAUGUCACUUUCAGCAGUGUCUACGGGUUGGUCUGUGUACUCUGCACAUUUGCAGUGGAUGUUGUCUUCAUCCUCAUUUCAUAUGUGAAGAUCUUGGGCACUGUGAUGAAACUGGGAAUCCAGGAGCAAAACUGGAAAUCACUGCAAACCUGUGCCUGUCACCUCUGCACAGUGCUGGUGUUUUACCUGCCUCUCAUCAGCCUCGCAGUGCUGCAUCGUUACGCCCAGGAGACUUCUCCGAUCCUAUAUACCACCAUGAGCAAUGCCUACCUCCUCAUGACACCACUGCUAAAUCCCCUGGUUUAUAGUCUCAAAUCCAGGCAGAUCCAGGCUGCCCUAUGCAAGAGAUUUGGGGUGCAACGAGUUGUUGCUGGUGAAUGA
This is a messenger RNA of Nannospalax galili (Upper Galilee mountains blind mole rat), 954 nucleotides long. RefSeq names its product olfactory receptor 51I2-like. The record is from RefSeq and is a predicted model, not a curated record. Gene Ontology annotation, biological process: G protein-coupled receptor signaling pathway. NCBI's taxonomy places the organism in Eukaryota, Metazoa, Chordata, Mammalia, Rodentia, Spalacidae. Gene Ontology annotation, molecular function: G protein-coupled receptor activity; olfactory receptor activity. The transcript has a single exon. Gene Ontology annotation, cellular component: membrane. The coding region runs from base 1 to 954 and encodes 317 amino acids.